AUAUAUUGCUGAGUUCAUAGUUAAAACUCACACCUUACAAAGUUACAUCAAUCAAAGAUCCAGCUUCUUAUCAACAAUCAUGUUGAAUAUGGCAAUGGUUGUCACUACAACUCUUGUUAUCUUCAUAUUGUGUUCUCAAUCAGUAGCUAUAUUACAGAAGAAGCUUCAGCUACCAUCACCAGUGACGGGUCCUGAGUCACUUGCAUUUGAUAGAAAUGGUGGAGGACCUUAUGUUGGCUCCUCUGAUGGAAGAAUUUUUAAAUAUAUUGGUCCAAAUGAAGGUUUCAAGGAAUACGCUUUCACUUCGCCAAACAGGAACAAGACAAUCUGUGAUGGGCUUGCAGAUUUCUCAGCAGUCCAAGCAAAAUGUGGAAGACCUUUAGGGCUGAGUUUCAAUCAUCAGACGGGCGAUUUAUACGUAGCUGAUGCUUAUUAUGGUCUUGUUAAGGUUAGUCCGGAUGGAGCAAAUGUAACUCAAUUAGUUGGACCUGCACAAGCCAAUUCUACUAAGUUUGCUGAUGGUUUGGAUGUAGAUUCCGACACUGGAAUCGUUUAUUUUACGGAAGCUAGCACCAAUUUCCAGCUCAAGGAUUUCCAGACACUGAUAACCAGUGGAGAUAAUUCAGGAAGCCUAUUGAGAUAUGAUCCAAGCACAAACCAAACGACGGUGUUGCUAAGCAAUCUUGCAGUGCCGUCUGGUGUGGCAGUAAGCAAAGAUGGCUCAUUUGUACUUGUUAGUGAAUAUCUAUCAAACAGAGUUCAAAGAGUUUGGCUGAAAGGACCAAGAGCAAAUUCAUCAGAAUUAUUCAUGUUACUUGCUGGAAGACCAGAUAACAUCAAGAGAAAUUCAAGAGGCCAAUUUUGGAUUUCAGUGAAUAGUUAUUUAGGACCACCAGGAUCCCCAAGACGUACGAUGUUGCCCGGAGGAAUCAAAGUGACUGAGAAUGGUUUAAUUUUACAGAUUGUAUCUCUUGGUGCUGAGUAUGGUACUCAACCAGCUAGUGAGAUUCAAGAGUAUAAUGAAACACUCUAUAGUGGCUCCUUGCUUGCUUCUUAUGCUAGCAUUUUUACCCCCUAGAGUAUUUUACUUACUGCUACACAUUUGUAUGCAUGGCUAUGAAAAAGUUAAUACAUGGGGACUAAAUAAAGAAAAUUAUUGAUCAAUAGAUAGUAGUGUGCGCGCGCGUGCGCAGUACACUUAAACUCAAA
Molecule: messenger RNA, 1209 nt
Organism: Medicago truncatula (barrel medic)
Lineage: Eukaryota; Viridiplantae; Streptophyta; Magnoliopsida; Fabales; Fabaceae
Product: protein STRICTOSIDINE SYNTHASE-LIKE 12
Exons: 3
Coding region: 80-1078 (332 amino acids)
Cellular component (GO): endomembrane system
Molecular function (GO): hydrolase activity
Source: RefSeq, a predicted model, not a curated record